GUUAAAGAAAACAUUCAUCAAUUUGGCGGAGAUAGGGAUCAGAUCACCAUUUUUGGUGAGAGCGCCGGCAGUUGGUCCGUAUCCGUACAGCUAUUGUCUCCGUUAUCUAAAGGUCUAUUCAAGAGGGCUAUACUGGAGAGCGGCGCCCAUAUGUUCAAUAAAGACAGGGAUUUAAAGACAGCGCCGGAAGCGUUAACUGAAGCCAAACAAUUGGUCGCACAUUUAAAUUGUAGUCAAACACCGAUUGAAUGGUUAGAGUGUUUGAGACAAUUAGACGCCGACGAGAUAAAUGUUGACGCACUCAGCUCUGGCGUUACUGCGGCCACUCUCGGCACUGAAUACCUCCCGGUUUCCGCACACCAGGCCUUUCAGACCAAACAGUUUAACAAAGAUCUAGAUGUGUUGGCAGGUGUGGCCCAACACGAGGGCUCACUUAUAUUAUCGAUGAAUACUCCGGGAAUUCCGCAAAAUAUAAGCGAAAAACAGUUUCACGAUUACGCGCAGGGAUUUAACUCAAUCUUUCAUAACCUAAACGCCGACAAUAUUACA
Messenger RNA from Medioppia subpectinata, 549 nucleotides. The record is from the annotation of a GenBank genome assembly. NCBI's taxonomy places the organism in Eukaryota, Metazoa, Arthropoda, Arachnida, Sarcoptiformes, Oppiidae.